GACAGAAACUUCUUUGAUCUCGUCUUUCUUCGAGGCACGGCGCCUUGGUCCUCACUCCCGGUGCGAGGUGCUCUUGAAGUCUGCCAGUGACCAAGCAAGUUGGACGGACCGGGAUCACCUCACGUGCGUUUCGGUACCGCGGGAGAGCCCCUGGUUGAAGCGUGCGUCCAGUGUUCUGAUGCCCCAAGGAACAAUAGACAGUGUUCUGAGUUCUGAUGCCACGAUGUGGAAUGGACAACAAGCUCUGUCCCCUCUACCAGGUACCGGCAACGAUCUCGGGGCUGGUCUACGGUCACGAUACUACCGAGCGCGAGCACUGCGGUCGACUGUGUCUUCUUGCUUCGGUGUCAAAACCAUCCAUUAAGAGAGAAUGGACUGAUCCUUGAUAGAGGCAGCAACCACAGAGGCAAGGGGCAAGGUUUUCCCGGCAGGAGUAGGGUCCGAGAGCCGUUUGUUUAGGAGUAACAGAUGACUGAUCUAGCAACCGAUACGAUAGAUGGGAGCCAAUCGGAACAGCCCAGCAAAAGUACGCCGACAAAAAGAAAUGAACGGAGCAGCACGAUGCAACGAAACCGGGAGCCGGAAACUGAUUAUAUUUGUACCACAAUCAAAGCCCCAACCGCAAUGCCUAUGUUGCUGCGCUAAUCUACCACCACGAAAUCCGAUUGUGUCCUGUCAGUGCUUUUUUCCCAGGGUGACUGAGAUUUUGUAACGCGUCCUGGUAAUGAUUGAAAAGACGUCUGGUAUGUUGAUAUCUCUAAUUUUGGCUCCUUAUUUGUUAAAAAACAUUGUCCACAAAAUUGGGGAGCAUGACGUUAUCAACCACGUGUAUAACUCCAUUGCAUGCUUCGAUGUCGGAUUCGACGAUUUUGGGGAUGAUGUUGUUUUUGCGGUUGCCACCGCCCUUUUGGUAGAACUCCCAUAAAUCGGUGUCGGGAUUUUUGAUGCAUUUCGUACGGGACAUUCCUCCGAGGGCCAUUUCGACCAACCCGGUGCAUUUCAAGUCCUUCGCCCUGACAAUGCUUCCGGGGGAUGUUGCGUGGUAAGAAACAAUGGUUCCGGCUUCGGGGAUCGCUUUCAGGAAAUCCAGCAUCUGGCCAUCAAAUGCGGCGUUGGUGGGAGCAAACAGCGUGAAGGACUCCAUAUCCUCCACACGCAAUGACGGAUCGGCCAUCUCGGUGAACAAAUCACACAGAAUGGUAAAAUCGUCAUUCGAACAAACAUAUUCGGCUGUGACACGGAUCCCGCAAGGAACGACGAAGAAAAGAAGGGAGAAGAAGAAACGCAGCAGGACAAGGAAUGGUUAGGUUCGACGUGCGAUUUCAUUCGCCCUACUUUAUACAAAUCGUUGGCUUUGAUCUUACAGAUCGUUUGGCAAUCCUUGUCUCCCUGGACAGUUUCCCCUGCUUUCAGGGUUUUGCUGAACAUGAUCGAUCCGUCGAUGUUCACCAGCUGGACGCUCAACUCGGAACCAUCUUCCGAUACUUCAGCAUACCCAAAGGAUUGCAAUUCGUGGACUUCCGGAGCGAGGCUUGCCCACCUUUCGUAGCCCAUAGUAAGAGGGCCCAUCUCUAACGAUUGCAUCGACGAGAAGAAAAUGUGGUACAAAAUUUCGAAUGUUGGGUGAGAUAACCGUUAGCAAAUCAUCAUAUCUCUCACAGCAAUCUUUUACAGAGCAUCUCACCGUAUUGGUAUUCGGCGCCAAAACUCGUGUCCAUGUAGUUUGGUCMGAAAGAACCAGCAUGUAUUGGGCCGAUCACGAACUCGUCCAUGGGUCUGAAGUUGGUAAAGUUUCCCUCGGCACGAUCGGGGUGCAAGUUGACGUGGGCAGUGAAGUGAACGUCACUAGUAAGGGAGACGAUUCCCGUGAUGCCUUCCUUCUCGAUGAAAGAAAGCAGUUCCUUGAAUUCGAGCUCCCGUCCCAAUAUUUUCGGGUCGCUGUUCCCAUAGGAAUCGAAGUCACCCUCGCUACCCGUGACGAUACCAAAGGGGUCGUGGCUGGAAAUUACCUUCCACGUGGCCGUAGACGCUUUCAACGAAUUCUUGAGCCAUUCGGUUUGCUCUGGUCCCAUCAUCCCGGCAAUAUCUUCGUUCGUGUUGUCUGGAUUCGGGUCGCGGAAGGAUCGGUAGUCAGGGAAAAAAAUUUCAAGGUGCUUACCGAAUUUCUGGGAUCGGUAAAUGGACUGCCCGUCCAAAAUGGGGUUGUACUCGUAAAAAGCCUUGAGAGAAUUCUCGUACAGGGUGUCCACCUCUAAACCUUCUUCAUAGAGACUCGAUCCGGUCAUGAUCUCACCUGUGAUACGAAAGCACAGGAGGAGGAGCAAUUCUGUGAGUGUUUCACAAACGCAAUUGCGAGAUCACAAUUUACAACCGACAGAAACCAUCUUACCGGGCCACCAGUUAUUUGUCACCUCGUGAUCGUCCCACUGAACGAAAACGGGAAUCUUUGAGAGGAAACUUUGCAUCUUGUCGUCACCAAAGUUGUAUUUCCAGUUGUAUCGGAAUUCAUCGAGCGUUACGGCGACGAAUGGCUUCGACGGAUUGUUGGUCCACACACCCAAUGUCUCGGUGCCGUUGGUGUAUGCUUUGGAUGGCGGGAUGGAGUCGUCCGCGUAGAUCAUGUCCCCUUGAAAGAGUGCAAAAUCCGGUUCCAGGCCCUCCAUCGUGUCGAAAACGACGUAUCCCCCCUUUACGGUUGUUCCGUCAACCAUUGUGACCUCGAAAUCGGGAUUGCGCCCGUAUCCCUGACCUGCCAAGUCUGCUGCCCAGACAAAUUUUAUAGGAACCUCUUGGUCAUUGGCGGGAGCUGUUUUGAAGGAACCAGUUCCAGGAGUUCCCGAGUUUGAGCAGGAAACCGUGUAUUUGUAAAGAGAGAAACUGUCGAGGUCUUUAAUCUGAAAGGUGUGGGUAAAAUCCGUGUCCGCAUCGACGGUGGCAUCUUGUGGUUCUGGACAGCUUUCAUCGCUGCACUCGAACACGAUACCGACAGAAGUAGAGGUUUCGUCGUUGCAGCGGGCCAUCACAUUUGCGGAUGAUGCAGAAAUUUCACCGGACUGGACAAAGACAUCGAUGGUGCUAAGAGGAAGUUCCUGUGCACCAGCGAACACGAUGCCGAAAAGCAAGACCUUUAGAGCGUUCGAAAACAUGUUGCUUUUGCUGUUGCUGAUCUCCCUGGUGUUGUUUUUGCUGCUGCUGCUGCAGUUGUUGUCUCGGGAUUUUUUUGUACAAAUAAAGAGAUUUUUGGCGCAUUCAGCUGACACGUCGACAUGCGCGAUCGGAAAGAUCCAAUGAUUGAGACAAUCUUCCUCCUUCGCCUCGAGUCUCGUCUUUCUGGUGUUGUUGCGGAGAUUUCGUUCCUUCACGAGACAAAAAUCCCUGUCAAUCAAUGGCAUCAAACGUUUUGAACUAUCCAAAGAACUCAAUUCGCUAAAAAGAGAUCCUAGAAGAUCUUUUUUUCAACGGCCUUUCUCCGCCUCGUUGAAUUGGAAGAUUCUCAGUUUUUCGAUGCCAACACUCAAUUACAGUAUCGAUUACCAGGUACAAAAUGAUAAGCUUAUUACGAAGUAUUUUUUUUUCACGAGAAUGGAUUCGAACCUCCAACUUCCAACAGGCCUACUCGUACUUCCUCAAGUACAUUCAAUCAAAAUAUUCUAUUUUUGAUAGACUGGCAGACGGUUACUUUAGACUGCAUGAUGCUUCUUUUGUCACUUCUUCUUAUGAGUGCUACCUCCACAUGGAGAUACAUAAUUAUGUUGGGGACUUCUCUUUGUCAUGGAAUCAACAAAUAAUUAGGAGUGCUACUACUACAAAGACUACUAUUUUGACUUCUAUUAGUAGGCCUACAGCAACUGAUGGUAGCACAAGAAGAAAAAUGUACACAUGAUGUCAGCUAUCACUUCACUCCAUUUCUCAACUAAUUCUGCACAAAAACAGGUGCAAUUGUUAAGAUUGAUCUAGGGUCUAACAUGACAAUGAUGCUUAUUGCUUACAGAAUGAUGUGGGGAAAAAUUAGUAACAAGCACGACAUUUCUUGGGGCAGAACUCUUCAACAGUCUUAAUCUCCCCACUUUGACCAAUUGCUUCUUUGGUGCAUUGAUUCAUUCUUAUUUGAUUGCACUUCUUGGCUCUCCCAUUCAACACAAAGGUGCCCAUGGUGUUCAGACAAGAACAACGUAAAUCACAGGCAGAAAGACAGAACUCCUUGGCUUUUUUCUUGGAUAUGGUAUCUUCCCUCUCACAACGAUUCAAUGGAUUGUUGGAAACCCACAAACAAUCUUUUGAGAUAUCACCAUUGAGCCCAAAAUUGAUGGUAUCCCUUCCACAGGAUUGACAUUUCUUUUUGCAAACACGAGGGCAAAACUCCUUGACCCUACGCUUGGAAAUUCUGUCCUUCUUCUUGCACCUGCGUUUAGUUUUUCUCUUGGCAACCCAUGUACACCCACGGUUCAUUUUGCCAUUUAGGCGGAAGGAAUCAUCAUUAAUACAGUCAGCAUCUGGGACAGAUGGACCUGCAGUUGGAUUCAGACUGGAAAACACUGUUGGUUCAAGACUUGGUUUGAAACUUGGUAGUACACUUGGCAUCACUGAGACGCUAGGAGGUGCACUUGGUUGGGAACUUGGUUCCUCACUUGGUGGCAGGGAAACAACAGCUCCUUCCAAACCUUCUGCCUCCAGUUGAACUGCAAAGUCUCCACUUUGAAUAUCACUUUCAAUACUUCCUGUUACCAAGGAUGGACUAAUUCCAGUUGAUGGGGGGGCGGUGAUCGUGGUAACAAUCUCAAAACAAGUUUUCCCCUCAAUGCUUGUUGGUGCUUCAAAAUCACAGCUCCGUAGAAAUACCUCUACAUGGAUCUCAACAACUUCUGAUACCAUAGAGUUGAGCAUGCGCCCAUUGCUAACUUUGUUUGUUUGAACAGAUGUACAUGCAGUCACAACCUGUUCAGAUGUUGUCCCCUCUGAAAAAGCUGCAUUCGCAGAAAAAGAUGAGCUUGGCGUUUCAGUAGGAACCACUGAAGGUGAUGUAGAUGGAAAAUCAGUUGGAUUCUGAGUUGGAGCAUGGGUUGGACUCUUUGUAGGAGUUCGUGUUGGUUCACCAUCAGCGGGAGUUGGAAUUGGGGUUGGAAGAUCUGUGGGGGGAGGAGUUGGGGGCUUAGUGGGAGGCUG
Messenger RNA from Pseudo-nitzschia multistriata, 5163 nucleotides. The record is from the annotation of a GenBank genome assembly. NCBI's taxonomy places the organism in Eukaryota, Bacillariophyta, Bacillariophyceae, Bacillariales, Bacillariaceae.